UUACUCAUGGACCAAGAGAAAAGCACCAAUCUUUGCCCUCUUCACAGAACCCAAAGUCCUAAGGAUUCAGCACCAGAUUCCAUUUCCAGCUUUUUUGGAAUUGAAAUCCAUUUUGGGUGAGCUUCAUUCCAGACUGCCCCCUUUUCAAGAUUUCUCACAGUUUCAGACACCUAAAUGGGUUCAGAUCUUGUUCACCAUUUCUAGCUCUUCUUGUUCAGAUGUUUCUAUAACAGCAAGACAGAAAGAAAGAACAGAGAGUGGAUUUGCUUUUGCUGAUACCUCUCUCUCUCUCUCUCACACCCCCUCUAUCUUUGGGGGAAGUAUUUCCUUUAAUUUUAAAAAGGUGGGUCUUUUAAAGAUUCCUUCAAGGGGUAGGUUGGUUGGGUGGUUGGCUGUGGAUGCAAACAAAAGAGAGAAAGAAGAAAAAGGCUAUUCUGAUUCCAUUUUUCGAAAUGCUUCUUGAUUUAAUCCUCUAAAACCCUCCCCACAUUUUCAAUCAUCAAAAACCCUUGCAAAUAUCUGAUUUUGGAUUGUAAAUUGGGUUUCUGAUGAAGUGGGAGACUGUGAUCCUGUCCAAUUCUUCAAGUUGGAUGAUGGAAGAUAGCAUAAAGAGCACAGUUUGGAGUCCAGUUGAGAACAAGUUGUUUGAGAAUGCUCUUGCCAAGUUCGAUAAGGAUACACCUGAUCGGUGGCAGAAGGUGGCGGAGAUGGUCCCCGGGAAGACGGUGGCGGACGUCCUCCAGCAGUAUAAGGAAUUGGAAGAUGAUGUGACUAGUAUUGAAGCAGGGUUUUAUCCCAAAUAUGGUUAUAAUUGCAGCACUUCUCCUUUCACUUUAGAAUGGGGCAACAGCAAUGGGUGCGUGAAGAGAUCCUCCGCCGCCGCCCCCGGUCUUCGCCCCCUUGAACAAGAAAGGAAAAAGGGUGUUCCUUGGACAGAAGAAGAGCAUAAAUUGUUUCUGUUGGGGCUAAAGAAGUAUGGGAAAGGAGAUUGGAGGAAUAUUUCUAGAAAUUUUGUGGUCACAAGAACCCCAACUCAAGUUGCAAGCCAUGCUCAGAAGUAUUUCAUCCGCCAACUUUCCGGUGGGAAAGAUAAGCGAAGAGCAAGCAUUCACGAUAUAACGACCGUCAAUCUCACCGAAAACCACCUCACCUCCCAGGAUCAAUGGUAUCCGACCACCACCGAAACACAUGGGGAUCUCUUUAUGUCUCCUAGAUAUGGCGGGAACUCUUUUGCCGCUGGCGGUGGUGCUGGUUUACACGAACCUUACGGUGGACCUCAGAAUUUGGUUUUUCAGAUGCAGUACCCUCACGGAUGAGCGGUGAGCCCGGAAACCAGUUUACACGCACGAUUGGAACGCUUUCUAUUUUCGCAUCAUUUGGUAGUUCUCUUCUAUGUUUUUUCAUGGUGUUUUCCGUAUUCUCUUAUUGUCUUAUCUACAAUGUGAAUAUUUAGCCGUUUAGCACGUUAGUGUUGUUCGGUUUUGCCCUUUGAGAAUGAAUUAGUCAGGAUUAGGAUUUGUUUCUUUUAAGAAUAUGUAAAAACUCAUC
Cynara cardunculus var. scolymus (artichoke) is the source of this 1548-nucleotide messenger RNA. RefSeq names its product transcription factor DIVARICATA-like. The transcript is spliced from 2 exons. Lineage: Eukaryota; Viridiplantae; Streptophyta; Magnoliopsida; Asterales; Asteraceae. The record is from RefSeq and is a predicted model, not a curated record. Bases 549 to 1316 code for a protein of 255 amino acids. Gene Ontology annotation, molecular function: DNA binding.